Molecule: messenger RNA, 1062 nt
Organism: Salvelinus sp. IW2-2015
Lineage: Eukaryota; Metazoa; Chordata; Actinopteri; Salmoniformes; Salmonidae
Source: RefSeq, a predicted model, not a curated record
CUUCCCCACUUGGGACUCAGACCUAGAGCAGCACACACAGAAACACAACCACCCACUGUAUUCAGAUUAGACUGAGAGAAGACAAAGAACCUCUACAUCACACAGAAAGGAAGACAAAAGGCUGUCCAGUAUCACUCAGACCCACAGACAAACCAACGGCAAUCGGAUCUAAGAUGGUGUCGGCUGGGCUACAGAUGCUGGGCACUGCCCUGGGGAUCAUAGGCUGGAUUGGGACCAUCAUUGUUUGUGCCAUGCCMAUGUGGAGGGUUACCGCCUUCAUCGGCAGUAACAUAGUCACCUCGCAGACCUCCUGGGAAGGUAUCUGGAUGARCUGCGUGGUCCAGAGCACGGGCCAGAUGCAGUGUAAGGUCUACGACUCCAUGCUGGCCUUGAGCUCUGACCUACAGGCCGCCAGAGCUCUGACCAUCAUUGCCAUCCUCGCCGGCAUUAUUGCCAUUCUGCUGGCCGUAGCCGGGGGCAAGUGCACCAACUGUGUGGAYAACGAGGCGGCCAAGGCUAAAGUGGGUGUGGCAUCCGGGGURGUGUUCAUCAUUGCCGGAGUUCUGUGCCUGAUCCCUGUCUGCUGGACGGCCCACAGCAUCAUCCAGGACUUCUACAACCCRCUCCUGGUAAGCKCUCAGAAGAGGGAGCUAGGGGGGGCGCUCUACGUGGGCUGGGGGGCCGCUGCCCUGCUGCUGAUUGGAGGGGGUUUGCUCUGCUGCAACUGCCCCGAGAAGGAUGAGGGUUCCUACACCGCCAGGUACAACAAGGCUCCUCGCUCCGAGACCUCAGCAACGACCACUGGAAAGGACUUUGUCUGAGUGAGGAAGAGAGAGAAGAGAGGGAGGGAGUGAAGAAAGGGAGAGAAGUCUGUUUGCCAUGAGAGACUGUCUGAUCCAGCUGUGUAUAUAUGUAUUCUGAGUCACUAUGGUGCUUCUGUAUUACGAAGGUUUGAGGACAAUAUUUAACGGUGAUGAGCGAACCACAGUGACUAAAGAUUCCAUGUAACUUAACAUUGAAAGAGAACCAAACCCAAAGAGGAACUGAAUUCCUUUAAACCAA